ACUAAGAACAGCAAGUGGCCUAAGAAAGGGCGGGUCAAUGAGUCUGAAGUGGACCCUUCUGUUACUGUUGAAUUCCCACAGCUUGAUACAACUUCAAAAGUGAAGAUCAUUCAAGAGACAGUGAAAAAAAGACCUGAUGAAAAGACUGUCUCUUCAGCUCGUGUAAAAGAAAAUCCACAACUUCCUACAGGUGCCACGAAGCACUGUGGCCGAGCUGAUGAUUGUGUAGGAAAUCAGAAUUCUGAAUUACCUUCAAGACCACAAAGCUCAUUGAGAAAAGCUUAUAAAACUACCUUUUCUGGGAGUUUAACCAAAUCAACUGAUCUGGAGUACAUUGACAUUGAUUUAGAUCUGAAGGAUCCUCAAUUAUGUAGUGUCUAUGCCCCAGAUAUAUACAACAAUUUACGUACUGCAGAGCUUUCCAACAGGCCUUGCACUAAUUUUAUGGAAACAAUACAGCGGGAUAUUACUCAAAGCAUGAGAGGGAUUUUGGUUGAUUGGCUUGUGGAGGUAUCAGAGGAGUAUCAGUUGGUGGUAGAUACUCUCUAUCUCACAGUGCAUCUAGUUGACUGCUUUCUCUCACAAAAUUAUAUUGAAAGGAGAAGACUCCAACUGCUUGGCAUUACGUGCAUGCUGAUUGCCUCGAAGUAUGAAGAAAUUUGUGCACCUCGUGUUGAAGAAUUUUGUUUCAUCACAGACAACACUUACACGAGAGAGGAGGUUUCAAAGAUGGAGACUGAAGUACUGAGAUAUUUUGGCUUUCAAGUAUGUGCCCCCACCCCAAAAAAAUUUCUCAGGAGAUUUCUACGAGCCGCACAGGCCUCUUAUAAGAUCCCUAGUCUUGAGCUGGAAUACUUGGCAAAUUAUCUAGCAGAACUGGCACUAAUUGACUAUCAAUUCUUGAAAUUCCUUCCUUCUAUUAUUGCUGCAUCAGCUGUAUUUGUAGCCAGAUGGACAUUGGACCAAUCAAGCCAUCCUUGGAAUCCUACUCUUGAACAUUACACAACCUAUAAGGCAUCCGAACUGAAAACCUCAGUUCUGGCCUUACAGGAUUUACAAUUGAACGUCAAUGGCUGUCCUCUUAAUGCUGUACGCAUGAAAUAUAGGCAAUUGAAGUUUAAAUCUGUGGCGACACUUUCUUCCCAGAAACUGCUUGAUACACUGUUCUAACACUAAAUGGUCGAUCAUCUUCAAUACAAGGAGCUGCUAACAGAGAUAACUCAACAUUUUCAUAUGGAGUCUUACCAGAUUUGAUUAAGUUUCUUCAUGAUGUUGCUUCCAACUUAUAAUCCUCAAUUAUCUUCUCUUUGCAUAUUUACACCAUUUAAAUAUCACGUCAUUCUUGUCGACUAGGUUUCCACAUUGCUGGUUUUUGGUUCUCCCUAAAAUAACAUUUUCAUUUCAAUAGUUCAUCAGAUCAUUAUUUGUUAGUUUAAUUUCCGGCCCUCAGGAAAACUUACCACAUUAUUUUGUUGAGUUGUAAAAUUUUCUGUUAGGAGAAAUGUAAGUUUAACUGCUGAAUGUAAGGUCAGUUCAAGU
Molecule: messenger RNA, 1539 nt
Organism: Carica papaya (papaya)
Lineage: Eukaryota; Viridiplantae; Streptophyta; Magnoliopsida; Brassicales; Caricaceae
Source: RefSeq, a predicted model, not a curated record